This is a messenger RNA of Strongylus vulgaris, 462 nucleotides long. Lineage: Eukaryota; Metazoa; Nematoda; Chromadorea; Rhabditida; Strongylidae. The record is from the annotation of a GenBank genome assembly.
AUGUCGAGGCUUAAAAGUCUCAUCAAGCGAGCUUCUCUUGACACACGUGCUGUGAUCGAAGAGGAGGAGCCUUCUAAAACAAGUGAGGAGGAAGUAGGCAAGUAUGUGUCCCUAUUAGUCAAGAUACGUUUGAAAGAAGGACAAAAUCUCGCGAUUCGAGAUGCAUCAGGUAGCAGUGAUCCAUAUGUGAAGUUUAAGUAUAAGGAUCGCAUUGUAUAUAAAAGCAGUACAAUAUUCAAGAACCUUAAUCCAAUAUGGGAUGAGGAAUUCCAGAUGCUUGCCGAAGAUAUGACAGCACCUAUCAGUAUCGAGGUGUUCGACUAUGAUCGCUUUUGUACAGAUGACUUUAUGGGAUCUGCAACCAUCGAUAUCAGUCAAGUUAAAUGGUUUCAUCCACUCGAGCAGGUAGUCGAGUUAAAGGACGAUGCUUCACCACAAGAAGAACUAGAAGGACGAGGUUAA